AUGGCGGAGGUGAGUGAGCGGGCCGGGGGAGCCGGCCCCCCGCCCCCGCGCGCCCGCGUUCCCCGCCGCCCUGGUCGGGCCUCUCCGUGGGCCCCGGCGGUGGACAGCACCGCUCUGGAGCUCCGUGGCCGGCCGGGGCGCCUGGCCCGUCCGGGGCCUGAGGGGCGCGGGGCUCCGUCGGCGGCCGCCCCCGGCCCGGCCCGGCCCCCCCUCCCGGCUGCCACAUCGCGGGCUGCGGUGUCCUCGCUGGGGAGGCAGAGCCCUCGCGUGGUCUCCUGCCUUGCACACAGCCUGUACCCUGAAGAGCCUGGCUUGCAGAAAACAGCAGUGGUGUCCAUAGGCUCUGGAGAUCAUCAGUUCAACCUCGCGGAGAUCCUGUCACAGAACUACAGUGUUGAGGGGGAGUUGGAGGAGGCUUCGAGGUGCUCAGACAAGCCCAAGGAGGAGCUGGAGAAGGACUUCAUCUUUCAGAGCAGCGACAUGCCCUUCGAUGAGCUCCUUGCACUCUAUGGCUACGAGGCCUCAGACCCCAUCUCAGAGCAGGAAAGUGAGGGUGGCGACAUGGCUCCCAACCUCCCGGACAUGACCCUGGACAUGGAACAAAUAGCGAAGGAUUUGCUUUCAGGGGAAGAAGAGGAAGAGACGCAGCCAUCUGCUAAUGACCUCACCCCAACUGUGACCUCCCACGAGGCCUCCGACCUCUUCCCAAACCGGAGUGGAUUGUCUGGCCAGGGAGGGCGUCACAGCCUGGGGAUCAGGUGGAUGGAGAGUGGGAGUAAAGUGUCUUUGCCUGGAGAACGGGCCGUGCAGGCUGCCAGCAGUGGAGACCCUGGAGGACCUGCCUCCAUUUUCCCAAAGUUUGUUUCCUGGCUGAUAAAGUCAAAGAGCCUGGCUCUUCCUGCCAACAAAUGUAAGAAGGAGAUUAUGGUGGGACCUCAGUUCCAAGCUGACCUCAGCAGCCUGCACUUGAACUGGCCCUGUGAGAAGAACGGGGUUUCACCAUGUUGGCCAGGCUCGUCUCCAACCAUUGACCACCCGUGACCGGCCCGUCUCGGCCUCCUGAAGUGCUGGGAUGACAGCUGUGAGCCACCAU
This is a messenger RNA of Saimiri boliviensis boliviensis (Bolivian squirrel monkey), 1093 nucleotides long. The record is from RefSeq and is a predicted model, not a curated record. NCBI's taxonomy places the organism in Eukaryota, Metazoa, Chordata, Mammalia, Primates, Cebidae.